This is a messenger RNA of Myxocyprinus asiaticus (Chinese sucker), 7018 nucleotides long. RefSeq names its product SNF related kinase b (gene snrkb). The record is from RefSeq and is a predicted model, not a curated record. The transcript is spliced from 6 exons. Gene Ontology annotation, biological process: intracellular signal transduction; protein phosphorylation; microtubule cytoskeleton organization. Gene Ontology annotation, cellular component: cytoplasm. Lineage: Eukaryota; Metazoa; Chordata; Actinopteri; Cypriniformes; Catostomidae. Bases 1313 to 3559 code for a protein of 748 amino acids. Gene Ontology annotation, molecular function: protein serine/threonine kinase activity; ATP binding; tau-protein kinase activity.
UUUUUAUGUUUAUUUAUCUUUGUGGUUGUUUUUUUGCUAGGCAGCCUGUUAUUAACUAUUAUUAACUAUUUCUUUAAAAAGACAGCAAUAUCCUUAAAACAUGCAGCUUUUCUUAAAUAUAGUGCACUUUUUUUUUGGUGGGGGGCAGAUAUGUUAUGCAUAUAUUUUAUCAUAAACAAUAACAUUGGACUUUUGUGUGUAUCCCAGUCGGUACUCACAAAGACUUAAUCCAUCAGACAAAGGGCAGGCCAUAAUUAGCACAAUUGAUUUCAACUGACAAGAAAAGCUCUGCAAGUCUAUUUGAUGUGUGUUUGUGUGUGAGCACACACAUGUCUUACUCUGGCAUCAUGGCAUUGAGGUCCUGUUCAACCUCUAUCACUGCUCAUUAACAAUUCAGCUUCUUCCAUCACACCGCACACACACUUAUGCACACACUCACACACACUAAUAAUGAUAUCCCAUUACAGGUAUUGAUCCAUACCAUUUGUGCUAUGCCCGUCACCCGACUCCUCUGGAGUCCCACACUCUACUCCUCGCAACCCCUUUCUUUCUACUCAUCCCUUAUUUUUUCCCUCCAUCUGAGCAUUUUUAUCUAGGCCAAAUAAGAAUUUUAUUUGCAUUUGUUGUUAUAAAAGGACAGUUCACCCAAAAAUGAAAAUUCUGUAAUUAUUUACAUAAUUUGUUUAUUCCCAAACCAGUGUGACUUCCUUUCCUCUAUGGAACACAAAAGAUGUUAGGCAGAAUGUUAGCCUCAUUUACCAUUCACUUGCAUUACAUUGUGUUUUUCCAUGUAAUGAAAGUGGAUGGUGACAGAGAUCUCCUUUUGUGUAUUUACAAAGUCACAAAGCAACAAAUACAUUUUAAUCUUUGGGUGAAAUGGGGUCUGGGUAGCUCAGUGAGUACUGAUGCUGACUACCACCCCUGGAGUUGCAAGUUCAAAUCCAGGGUGAGCUGAGUGAUUCCAGCCAGGUCUCCUAAGCAACCAAAUUGGCCCGGUUGCUAGAGAGUGUAGAGUCACAUGGGUUAACCUCUUUAUGGUCGCAAUUAGUGGUUCUCGCUCUCAAUGGGGCGCGUGGUAAGUUGUGCGUGGAUCGCGGGGAGUAGCAUGAGCCUCCACAUGCUGUGAGUCUCUGCCCUGUCAUGCACAGGGAGCCACGUGAUAAGAUGCAAGGAUUGACUGUCUCAGAAGUGGAGGCAACUGAGACUUGUCCUCUGCCACCCGGAUUGAGGUGAUGUCUCAGUAGAGCCCUGGUUUCCUUCAGCUCCCUCUGGUCACAGAGCCCUGCAACUGUAUCCCCCUGCUUGAUCCAAAAUGGCUACCACCAAAAGCGGCUACGAGGGCAAGAUAGCCGGCCUGUAUGACCUGGACCGCACACUGGGCAAAGGCCAUUUCGCCAUGGUCAAACUAGCCCGUCAUGUUUUCACAGGCCAGUUAGUUGCAGUCAAAGUCAUCGACAAGACCAAGCUUGACGACUUGGCGACUGGCCACCUGCUCCAAGAAGUCCGUUGCAUGAAGCUAGUCCAGCACCCCAACGUUGUGCGACUGUACGAGGUUAUCGAUACACAAACCAAGCUCUACCUUAUCUUGGAGCUGGGCGAUGGAGGUGACAUGUACGAUUACAUCUUGCGCCAUGAAGGUGGUGUGGCCGAAGACACAGCGAAAGUGCACUUUGCACAGAUCGUACGAGCCAUAGCCUACUGCCAUCGUCUGCAUGUUGUGCACCGGGAUUUGAAGCCGGAGAAUGUUGUUUUCUUCAGGCAACAGGGGACGGUGAAACUCACAGAUUUUGGGUUCAGUAACCAUUUUCAGCCCGGCACCAUGUUGAUGACCAGCUGUGGCUCGUUAGCGUACUCUGCCCCAGAAAUACUUCUAGGCGAAGAGUAUGACGCUCCUGCAGUGGAUAUCUGGUCACUGGGUGUGAUCCUCUAUAUGCUGGUAUGUGGACACCCACCCUUUCAAGAGGCCAAUGACAGUGAGACCCUCAUCAUGAUCAUGGACUGUCGUUACACUGUACCCAGCCAUGUCUCUCCAGAAUGCAAAGAUUUGAUUUCCCGUAUGCUACAAAGGGACCCUGCUAAGCGGGCAUCUCUCACUGAGAUAGAGGGCCACACUUGGCUGCAGGGUGUUGACCCAUCGCCCGCCGGGUGCACAGCUGCCCCGCUCACCUCUCACCGCAGUUUGUUGCCUGAGGAGCACGAGUUCAUACUGCAGGCCAUGGCCAGUGGCAACAUUGCUGAUCGAGAUGUCAUCCAGGAAGCACUGGAGGCAGACAGAUAUAACCACAUCACAGCCACUUACUACUUGCUGGGGGAGCGACUCCUCCGAGAAAAACAGGAACAGACCAGUAUCACUCCUGAACAAAGACAUGCACAGAGGCCCAUGUCUGAUCCACUGGACUUGGUGAACCAAGCACCCCGGGCUGAUACAAUGAGAGGGGCCCACCUGGGUCCAUUGGCACCCCUCGGUGAUCUGUCCUCUGGUUACACCCGGAGGGGUGUGAGCGAGUCCGGGGACCUGCUGGCUCCCAAACCCAACCGUCAUGAUAACUCCUUCAGUGACUUUUGUAGCACAGCUCCAUGCUUGAAUCUCAGCUUGCGCCCUCUACCUCCAGACCAACCUACUGUCAAGAGCCUUGGAGCCUUACAGCAGAUCUGUGAGGAAGAAGAGGAUGAGGAGGAUGAGAAGGAGCAGAACAGGGACGAGGCAAAGCUUAAGGUGGUACCCAGUAUGCCAGGUCCACUUCCUUCAACAGAUCUCUCUUUGAAACCUUCUAGAACAUCUUUGCAAUCAGAGACCCCAAGUAGAACAGGGAAGCCAAAAAGUAAAGUGAUGGGAAACUGUGAAACUCUGGCCGAGGAGGAGGAACUUGAGGAAGGGGUGGAGGGCACAGAAAAGCAGGUGAAGCUUUUCGAUUCAGAGUCUAACUUUGCUGCAGUCACUGUGGAACAUCAAGAGGAAAAACCUCCAAAGACUGAAACCCAUGUGGAAAAGAUCAACCAUACUGAGCAACCAAAUAGAACAAGGGACAAGAGUGUUUUCACCCAACCGAGCAUGUCUUUAGAUGAGCAUAAUGGACAACAGAUUCAAGGUCCAAAUAUCGAUGGACCUCCUCCAGCUCCCAGACUGGAUGUUGUACAGUGCUGCUGGGGACAGCGGGAACCUUCAAAGGACACAAUAGAAAACAACAAUAACACCCUAGCCAAAUCCAGGCUUCUUGAGGUUGGGGUAGUGUCAACUCCUUGCAGUUCCCCAAGGUCCCUACCAAGGAAUCACUGUGUAGAUCUGGGUCCAGAUGGGGUGGAAAUGCGUAAGACUGGGGGUGAAGUUGAGAAACCAGAAGAAGCCCAGCCCAAACCCCAGAAAGGUGUUCACAGCCCAAGAGACACAAGCACUGACACUGCUAUCCGAGCCGACCCCAGCAAGGUCAAGAACGUGAACUUGCGGGAACGUCUACUACAGUUCCCACUCUGUGAGAAAGCCUUGUCCUUCAACAUCCAGCCCACUUCUAAAGAGAAGCUCCUUCCCUUUGCCCAGUACAACUGCUGUCAUGUGUUGUAGAGAGGAAUGCAAAGAAAGAAUGAACUGGCAUCACUGGCAGUGUGACUUGCAAUUUAAUUUAUUUGACUUGUUAGCGUGAACCCCAUUAAAGUCCUCUACAACUGUCCAGAGUUGUAUAGACACUAAAAGACGAAGAGUGUGAUCGCACCUCAUACUGUAACCUCAGAGGUGCUUUGCCUCACAAUUUACUUAUUAUACAUCUCUAUUUUCUUUCCUUAACCAGAAUUCCCUGCUGCUUUCCUGUAAGACAGUUAUCCUCUUAAGGCCAAAGUAUACUUUGGUUUUCUGCAUGCGCUACGUCUCGAUCAGUGUGCAUGAUGCAAAUUCCGUCUUUAGCACUGAACGUGCACACUGUCCAAGUGUAGCCCAGGUUUUUUAGGCAAGCGGACAGUCUGCAUCUGUGCAUCAUCUGUACAUGUGCCUUGUGUUGACUGUACUAAAGAGUAUCACAAAGAAGUCAUAGUGUGCAUGGGCUUGUGGUCAAAAUAGGACUCUUUGAAAGGCUAGAGCAUUCAACCAUGUGUGAGACGUAACAGCACGCAGAAAAACAAAGUGUACCCUAGCUUUUAGAAAUGCUGUGUAUAUGAACACCUGUAUCUACUGACACUGCUCACUAUAUACUCUGCCAUCUCAGAGACUUUUCUUAGAACUAGAGUAUGUCUUGCCAGCAUAGGAGCUUUAAUUCAAUAUCUUGUCAUUUUGCACUGUAAUUGCUUCACCACAUUAGAGUACCACCCUGUUUUUAUAAGUGAUGAUGCAUCAUCGAACAAGGGGGUUCGAAGACCACGCUUCACAGUGAAACUUAACAAGCCGGAUUUGGCUACAAGAAGAUCAAGUGGGAUGACAUAGCCAUCUAUUUGUUGACAAUUAUGGAAUCAGUUUCAUCAUGUUUGGUUUGUUUACAUUUUCAGGGGGGCUGUGAAGCAAGGUUCUUCUUGGCACUCGCUCAAUUUUUAUAGAAGUUGCAUGUCCGUGGGACUGCAUGUCCUGCACCAUGGCCUUGUGUGGAUGUGUUUGUUAGUUAGCAUCUUUACCCUCAGGCUGUGGUGCAGCAAGCAGAACGGUUGGCCACGUUGAUACAGUGAACAGUGACAGUUUGAGAGCAUGGUUUUGAGAGCAUGCUUAAUCAGAACAGCUUAGCUUAGCAUCCACAUUCAGCUGAGGGUUGACCAGGGAAAGACGUUAAGUAUAUCUGUGAUAUAUUUUCAAAAAAACAAAAAGAGGUCUUGAACAGAGAUUAUUCUGAGAUUAUUGGGAGAGACAUUUCAUGAAAAGGACAUAUUAUUACAUGACAAUGUAAGACUGGUCUUCCUAGAGCUAUAUAUUGGAGUUUGUUUUAAAACUGCUAAUUCUUGGAAAUAGUAUGAAUCUUUUAUCAAGUGAUAGAGUGUUAUCAAGGGUUUGUAGAAAACGUGAAAAAAAAACAUCUUUUUUACAUGAGAUAUGUGAGGGGGAUAAAUUACAUAACAUUUGAACUUCUGUUUUUGUUUAAUCAUCUGCCUCUGUGCACAUAUAACAUUUGUUGUAAUGGGAUAACCUCAUAUCCAGUCAUGUACAGUGUGUAUUUAUUCCUUUGAACUUAUGCUAUUGGUUUGUAUUUUUACCCUCACUUAGCAUACAUGCUAACCAACCAUUUCAACCCUUCUACUUUAGGUAUUAUCAAAUGAAGGCAGUGACUUUUAUGACACUAAUGUCAUUACAGAGAAAUAUGGAAAGGGUCUACAGUAUAUAUAAAUGUCCUGUACUUUCUGUCAUAGCUGUUGUAAAUACUUUUGAGGAAUAUGCUAACUUGAUGCUAAAUAGCAUAGCUGAGCCUAGCUUAAAACUUACUUUAAGAAAAUCCAGCCUUCGAAUGUUGCUAUGGCAUGACUGAAGCUAAUGGUUACCAUUGUUUUACCUCUAAAUAGCCUAAACACAUCACAUAAACAUUUAUAUAGGAGAUUUUACUGUAAUAAAUGUUACUUUGGUACUCCAAAGGACGUUGAAGCUAUAUCACACUAUAUAUAGUGCACCAAAGUCAUCAGUUUGUGAAAUACUUCUGUCACAUAGUCAGUUUAUGUGCAAAUGUCUUGCAGUUUUUUUCUGUUCAAUAUCUCGGACCACAGAUAAGCUUGACCAAAAGCACAAAAACAGAUUUAAUGAAAUGUAGAAGGUGCUUUGUCAAGAGAUAGGCCUUUAUAGACAAAUUUCAUAUGAAUAUUUCCGGUUACAGCUAAAAUGAGUAUUCUGCCACUAGUACACACCAGUUAUAAUAUGUAGUCACAAAAGCUGAGGAUCUAGGAUCAGGUUUCUCCAUUCCUAUUGUCACGCUUAACAGAAAAUACUGAUCUAGGAACAGCAAUUCUGACAAGAAAUAAUUAGUGAGCCCUAUGGACCAAUCAGAUGUAAAAAGUUGACAUGCACUGUGUUUUCAUAAUUUUUUUUUCCUUGUAUGCAUUUUGUUUAUCAUUUGACAUGAGUCUCCAUCCUUUCCAAGCAGUUGUAAUCGCUUCAUGGCAAUAGUCAGAUUUGGCUUUGUCUAUAGUCCCAUUUACCCUUACUAAAACUAUGACUGUGUCUCAAUGAGAUUAAUUUAUUUUUAUAUUUAUUUAUUAAAACUGAUUAAACUGCCAUUCGUGUCUUUGUAUUUUAUUUAUUUUGAAAGAAAGAUACUGUUAAAGUGAUAUUUAACUCUAACUGGUAUUUAUUAGUGCACAAAUCCACAGUGAAUCCAUCUUGGUUACAAUAUAAUUUUUGUGUGGUUAACUUUAUGCCUUUCUUUGUAUUUUGUGGUCUCAAUCUAGAGCCAUUCAAUGCCCCAGACAGCAUUGGAUGUUUAUUUCAAGGGCACUUACAUCACUAGAUAUUUGUAUAGCAUGUUUAGUGAAUCCAGCAUUUUUUUUAUACCAUCAAAAUGAGUUGCAAGCACAUGAAGCACAUGGUCAGUUAUGAAAUGAUGAAUGCAACCAAAUAAAAGUCAAAUACAUUCAUCACAAUAUUUUAAAACAAAUCUACAAGAGUAAAAAAAAAAAAAAACAUACAAAAAUGUGCAAACAAACCAACAGCAACAUAACUUUAAAAAAAAAUAUAUAUUAUAUACCACAGUGUUGUCAAGAUAAGCAACACAUAAAUACAGCACUAUAUGUGUCCUUGUUUGCAUAAGUCAUAAUUUAACAUAUUACUUCACCUCCGCUUUAUAAUAGAUAUAACGGGGCCAUAACAUAGACACUGAGGGGGACACAUCACCCUCAACAUUCAGAUUAGUGGUUUACUAAUAGGUGUUUUUCAGUUAUUGAUUGUUUAAUUACAUUUGGUUCCUCAAGGGUGCCACUGAUAUAGACGAAUAUUAAGGUUGGGUCCAAUACCUUGUAGAGUAAACUGUAAAAGCUGUCAUUGGUAAACUAGACCAUAUGGUACAUUAACAAGCUAAUUAUACAGUUGCUCAUUUAUAUGGGUUUACAGACAUGCAACAAAGCAUCU